Dromiciops gliroides (monito del monte) is the source of this 3332-nucleotide messenger RNA. It is a transcript of the gene STK26, whose product is annotated as serine/threonine kinase 26. The coding region runs from base 356 to 1606 and encodes 416 amino acids. The record is from RefSeq and is a predicted model, not a curated record. NCBI's taxonomy places the organism in Eukaryota, Metazoa, Chordata, Mammalia, Microbiotheria, Microbiotheriidae. The transcript has 11 exons. Gene Ontology annotation, biological process: protein phosphorylation. Gene Ontology annotation, molecular function: ATP binding; protein kinase activity.
CGUCAGUGUCGCGAGCGGCGGCGGCGGCCGGAGCCGCAGCACAGGCGGCGGCGGCUGCGCAGGGAGCUCGCCCGCUUCCCCGCUCGCGCGCCGUCCCCGGGGCACGCGGACUCGGCGGCUGAGGAGGCUGAGGCGCCGCCGCAGCGCCCGCAGCGGCCGCAGCGUCCGCAGCGCCGCGCCCGCACCUGCUCCACCCUCCCCUCUUCUCUGUCCCGGGCCAGUCACCGGCGACACGCCGCGCUCAUCUGCACCCCCAGGCCGCGGUGCCGGCGCCGGCGCCGCAGCCGCCAGGGCAGGCCCGCGAGGGAAGCCGGCCCGAGAGGAGCGCGCCGCCGCAGCCGCCGCCGCCCCCGCCAUGGCGCACUCGCCGGUGGCCGUGCAAGUGCCCGGGAUGCAGAAUCAAAGAACUGAUCCAGAAGAGUUGUUCACUAAAUUGGAACGGAUCGGGAAAGGCUCCUUUGGAGAAGUUUUUAAAGGAAUCGAUAACCGGACACAGCAAGUGGUUGCUAUUAAAAUCAUAGACCUCGAGGAAGCAGAAGACGAAAUAGAAGACAUUCAGCAAGAAAUAACUGUUUUAAGUCAGUGCGACAGUUCGUAUGUAACAAAAUACUAUGGAUCAUAUUUAAAGGGCACAAAGCUGUGGAUCAUAAUGGAAUACUUGGGUGGCGGAUCAGCACUGGAUCUCCUUCGAGCUGGUCCAUUUGAUGAGUUCCAGAUAGCUACCAUGCUAAAGGAAAUUUUGAAAGGUCUAGACUACCUGCAUUCAGAAAAGAAAAUUCACAGGGACAUAAAAGCUGCCAAUGUCUUGUUGUCAGAGCAAGGGGAAGUUAAGCUUGCGGACUUUGGAGUUGCUGGCCAGUUGACAGAUACACAGAUUAAAAGGAACACCUUUGUGGGAACCCCAUUCUGGAUGGCUCCUGAAGUUAUUCAGCAAUCAGCUUAUGACUCCAAAGCUGACAUAUGGUCCUUAGGAAUUACUGCUAUUGAAUUAGCCAAAGGAGAGCCACCUAACUCUGACAUGCAUCCCAUGAGAGUUCUUUUCCUGAUUCCAAAAAAUAAUCCACCAACUCUAUUGGGAGACUUUACCAAGCCCUUUAAAGAGUUUACUGAUGCCUGUUUGAACAAGGAUCCAUCGUUUCGUCCGACAGCUAAAGAACUGCUGAAGCACAAAUUCAUUAUUAAAAAUGCCAAGAAGACGUCGUACCUGACAGAACUGAUCGAUCGGUUUAAGAGGUGGAAAGCCGAAGGACACAGUGAUGACGAAUCAGAUUCCGAAGGCUCUGACUCGGAAUGUAGCAACAAGGAAAACCAUUCUCAUCCUGAAUGGAGUUUUACUACUGUUCGGAAGAAACCUGAUGCUAAGAAACUACAGAAUGGAACAGAACAAGACCUUGCUAAAACACUGAGCUGCUUGUCUACAAUAAUCACACCCGUAUUUGCUGAAUUGAAAGAGCAAGACACAAGCAAUGCAAGCAGAACAAAAGCCAUCGAAGAGCUUGAGAAAAGUAUGACAGUGGCAGAAACUGCCUGUCCUGGAAUUACGGAUAAGAUGGUGAAGAAAUUAAUUGAGAAGUUUCAAAAGUUUUCCGUGAAUGACUCAUCCUAAGAAACUUCCCAUUAUUGACUUCUUCAGUUACAUCCAGCUCCAUUGAAAUCCACCCAAAUUUCAAGCUUGGCAGUGCUUACUUAGCUCAUGAGCUCCCAUGUGCCUUUGGAUCUUUGCAGCAUACUGAUGGUGAAGGAUUUGGAAGAACCUACUCAACUAUUUUGUGAGGGCAUAUAUGGUUUUAUAUUUUCAGGAGAUGAUUUUGUAAAGGAGUUUUAAUAUCAUAGUCUCAUCUAUGUUUAUUCUGGUAAAUGUUGAGCUCUAGUUUUGCUUUUAGGCAUCAUAAUUAUUUUUAAUAGGAUGCGCAAGUUCGUAGUGGUUUUUUGCUCUUUGGUUAACUGUACACUGCUGAAACAUACAGGUCUGUCAUUCUCAAGAAGUUUCAAAACCAGCUCUUCUCUAUCCUCCCCACCCCCAAGAAAUAAACAUUGUAGCUGUCUUGGCAGGGAGACUGUUCCGAAUAGUCCUCCCCUGCAUAGAACAAGAGUUUAAAGCACCAGGAAAGUCAAAGCGUGAGAGCACAUAUUCGCUUGUUUACUCACGUUCUGAUUCUACUUUUGGACCAGGCCAACAACUCAAUGAUUCCCUCCAUUUGAGAGCAAUAAUAUAGCAAAAUAGUUUGCAGCUCAUCUAUGUAGCUACAACAACAUCGCCUUUUGUAGAACAGGCUUUCUUUACGUUUUCCUAUCAUGGUUAGAAACUUAGAGCAAUACAGUUAGCUAGGGAAGGCUUUUGGCAAUAAUGUGAAAAAGGCAAGCUGGUCGACCUUGUUGAAACGUUCAAUAUGCUUGGGUUUAGGGGGAGCUUGAAGAGGCUGAACAUCAUUUACUAACACCUCCUCCUCCUCCGCGGGUAUGAGCAGAAAUUCCACCAGCAUUGAUGUGUGUAUGGGGGUUAAGUUGGCUUGUGAAAUGUUUGUUUUCUUAAUGUGUCCAUAAGCAUCAUCAUGGUAUUUUGAAUAUGUAUGUCCUAUUAGUAUGCAAAUAACUCAGUUAGAGGUAUUCUUUCCCAAAAGUAGUCUCCAGUGAAGUAGUCAUUUCCCCCUCAUACAAAGUAGGUAAGAUGAUACAAUUGCUUUUUCGUUGAUAUUUAUGGUACUUACGGUUCCAGUCUGUAUAUUAUGCUGAAAUUCAGUACUUGUGGGAUUGUUGGUGUACAUUUAUUUUUGAUCAAGGUUCUGUGUUUAUUGUAUCAUUUGGAUCUGCACAAUCUUGUUUUUGCACAAAAGUCAGUGUAAAGAACCUGCCAAAUAUGAGAGAAAGGAAGGUGUGAAGGUGUAGGCAAAUGUGAUCUGGGGAGACAAUUGGCUAUUGGGGUUCUUUUUUACAUAAGAUACCUGAGAGUCAGAAAGUGCAGUGUUCUUCUGUAUACCAAGGAUCAGUUCUUUUCAAUGGUGCCUACAGUGUAAAAAAAUGACUUUUCAUUCCUUGUUUUCGUGUUCGAGAAAUGGUUCUGUUGAAAUUUUCACCUGCUGUGUAACCGAAACUCAAUUACUUACAAUUUAUAUCUAUAAAAGUCUGGAGGUCAUUUUUGAAAACAAGAGUGUUCUGGAUUAAAAUAUUUUUGUAUAAGCAACAAGUCAUAAACACAGUUAUCUGAAGCUUUACCAAGUUCAUAUAGUAAGUAACGUGCAUUAUCAGUGUAGUUAAUGAAGUCUUAUAUUUAAAGUGUAUGUUCACCCCGGCGGGGAGGUUACAAAAAUAAAUAUUUUAAUUCUGUAAACUUC